Molecule: messenger RNA, 375 nt
Organism: Athene cunicularia (burrowing owl)
Lineage: Eukaryota; Metazoa; Chordata; Aves; Strigiformes; Strigidae
Product: lymphocyte antigen 6D-like
Exons: 3
Coding region: 1-375 (124 amino acids)
Source: RefSeq, a predicted model, not a curated record
AUGUCCACCCUGAAGACCCUCCUGGCCCUGGCCAUCCUCACAUCCCUGGCCGGAGAAAGUAAAGCGCUGAAAUGCCACAAGUGUGUUGCGUCCAACGAGGACGACUGCAACAAGCAGGGCUCCCACAGCUGCCCCCAGUACGCCGAUGCCUGCUCCGUCAUCACAGCGCCAAACAGCAUCAUUAAAUCCUGCUCCUACAAGUCCUUCUGCGACCAGGCACGGCGCGGCGGCUCCGGCGGGGCCACCGUGAGAUGCUGCUUCAGCGACGACUGCAACAAGUCACUGCGUGGCUCCGGCGGGAGGCCCCGGCCACUGAACCUGCCCAGCCUGCUGGUCACCGCGCUGGCCGGGACACUGCUGCUGGGCUGGCCAUGA